AUGUCAGUUCCUAUUUUUACUAGUGCACGCACUUAUACCCCAGAUAAUUCUUCUGGAGAUAGUGCUGCCACAAGUACAUCAACUUCUGAACUAGAAAAAAAGCUCAAUUUUACCGGAAAAAGACAGCAAAUUGGUAUGAUACUGGCUAAACUUCAUUGUGAUCUUAAUCGAGUGGCUAACUUUAUGCAAGAUAUUGGACAAAAAGUCAAAGUCAAGUUUCCAGAUGGAAUUCUGAUGAACUAUUCUGUAAGCAAAACUGCUGCUCAAAUUCUUCAAGAUGCUGAUACUUUAGAAGAUAAAGUUAUGAAUAUUACAGGUCAUAGAAGUUUUCAAGGGUGA
Molecule: messenger RNA, 339 nt
Organism: Ambispora gerdemannii
Lineage: Eukaryota; Fungi; Glomeromycota; Glomeromycetes; Archaeosporales; Ambisporaceae
Source: the annotation of a GenBank genome assembly